This is a messenger RNA of Danio aesculapii, 3271 nucleotides long. It is a transcript of the gene adam22, whose product is annotated as ADAM metallopeptidase domain 22. Gene Ontology annotation, biological process: proteolysis. The coding region runs from base 331 to 3180 and encodes 949 amino acids. The record is from RefSeq and is a predicted model, not a curated record. NCBI's taxonomy places the organism in Eukaryota, Metazoa, Chordata, Actinopteri, Cypriniformes, Danionidae. The transcript is spliced from 31 exons. Gene Ontology annotation, molecular function: metalloendopeptidase activity. Gene Ontology annotation, cellular component: postsynaptic density membrane.
UGCACAGCUCGCUCAUGUAUAUUUAUGAGGCGUUUCUGCAGUGAGGCGGCAGGAUAUUAUUGAUGUCUCGCUGAGGAGGUGGUGGCUUGUGCUCGAUGAAGGGAAAAAAGGGCCUGAAUUUAGUUUUCCAGAACGACUAGUCAUCCGCCCGCCGCUCGCGCAACCCGCGUCUCGAUGCAGAGGCUGCUCGCGUCACUAAUGGCAACCAGCGCGCGCCAGGAUGCGUGUGCCUUUAUGAGGGAGACCGAAAAUCGCGUCUAAGUUGGGAUUUAACGCGUAUAUCGAAAAUAUUUGAGAUACGUGUGAUUAAAUGCGAUUUUUCUGAUUCGAAUGGAUGCGGGAACGAUGCCUCUCUGUGUGGGGAUUUCCUUUCUGUGCCUCUUUAUGAGCUCUGUGGUACAUACCAGCAUGUCUCUGGUUCAUUACGGAGACGCCUUGGUAAAGACGAGGGCUCGGCGUGAUGACGCCAGGUAUCUCGGGAAAGAGAACACAGUACCAGUCCGGUUAGUCUACCAAAUGGACGGAGACCGCCAGACCGCUCAUAAUGCUCUGAACACACGGGUCCGAAUGAGAUCUGACAGUAAACAGAACCACAUUGCUCAGGCCAGCUUCCAGGUGCAGGCUUUUGGACAGACCUUCAUUUUAGACGUAGAGCUGAACCAUGACCUUCUGUCAUCCAAUUACAUUGAGAGGCACAUAUCUGAAGAGGGGAAGCCAGUUGUCAGCAAAGGCGGAGAACACUGUUAUUACCAUGGGAAAGUGCGUGAUGUUCCCAAGUCAUAUGUGGCGCUUUCGACUUGCCACGGAUUACAUGGGAUGUUCUUUGAUGGGAAUCACACAUACAUGAUCGAACCAGGAGGAGAAAAUACCACAAGUGAGGAGGUCCAUGUGCACAUGGUUUAUCAGUCUCAUAGUUUGGAUACUCCAGAGGAUUUCAUUUCUCCAGUUCAUCUGGCAGAGUCACUUUUUGAAAGCCCUCCAUUGUUCAGUGCCGCCCACCGGAGGAAAAAGAGACAGAUAUCACGAAAUCCACGGAGUGUUGAAGAUGAGACCAAGUAUGUGGAGCUGAUGGUCAUAAAUGAUCAUUUAAUGUACAAGAAACAUCGGCUUUCCGUUGGACAAACAAACAACUACGCCAAAUCUGUUGUAAAUAUGGCGGAUCUGUAUUUCAAAGAGCAACUCAACACCAGGAUUGUCUUGGUUGCCAUGGAAACGUGGGCAGCGGACAACAGGUUUAACAUCAACGACGACCCCAUGGUGACUUUACGAGAGUUUAUGAAGUACCGGAGAGACUUUAUUAAAGAAAAAUGUGACUCCGUUCACCUUUUCUCGGGCAACCGUUUUCAUAGCAACUGGGGCGGAGCCUCAUAUAUGGGCGGAGUUUGUUCUCUCACUAAAGGAGGUGGAGUCAAUGAGUAUGGAAAGGAAAUGGCCAUAACUCUCGCUCAGUCACUGGGACAGAACAUUGGCAUCUUUUCUGAUAAGAAACGCAUUUUAAAUGGGGAGUGCAAGUGUGAAGAUAAAUGGUCUGGUUGCAUAAUGGAUGAUGUUGGUUUCUACUUGCCUGAGAGAUUUUCUGACUGUAAUGUGGAAGAGUUUCAUGAUUUCCUGAACAGUGGAGGCGGCGCUUGUCUCUUCAACAAACCCUCAAAGCUCUUGGAUCCUCCAGAGUGUGGAAAUGGUUUUGUGGAGGCAGGAGAGGAGUGUGACUGUGGAAGCCCAGCCGAGUGUGCUAGAGAGGGGGAAAACUGCUGCAAAAAAUGUAUGUUGACUCAGGGAGCCAAAUGCAGUGAUGGUCUCUGUUGUAAAAACUGCCAGCUGGAGUUUAUGGGUGUGCUUUGUCGAGAGGCUGUCAAUGAUUGCGACAUACCGGAAAUGUGCACUGGGAACUCCAGCCAGUGUCCUCCAAACCUACACAAGAUGGAUGGGUACACGUGUGAGAAAGAUCAAGGAAGAUGUUUCAACGGCAGAUGCAAAACCAAGGACAGGCAGUGCAAGUACCUCUGGGGAGAGAAAGCGACAUCGGCUGAUAAGUUUUGCUAUGAGAAACUCAACAUUGAGGGCACAGAGAAGGGCAACUGUGGACGUGACAAAGACACCUGGAUACAGUGCAAAAAACAGGAUGUUCACUGUGGAUACCUGCUGUGCUCCAACAUUUCUCCAGCACCCAGACUAGGAGAGUUACAGGGAGGAUUGACCUCUUUCUCUGUGGCCCAGCACAGCGCUUCACUGGACUGCAGUGGAGGGCAUGUGCUGAUUGAUGGUGACACCGAUCUGGGAUAUGUGGAGGACGGAACGGCUUGCGGGACAGAUCGCAUCUGCUUUAAUCACAAAUGCCUCCCGGUACAGGACUUCAACUUUAGCACGUGUCCCGGCACCAAUGAAAGAGUGAUCUGCUCAGGACAUGGGGUGUGCAGUAAUGACCUCAGGUGUGUGUGUGAGUUGGGCUGGGCAGGUGAGGACUGUAACUCUACCUCUCCAUUGAGUUACCUGCUGGUGCGACCCACAGCUAAAACAUCAGGAAUCAUCACUACUAACAUCAUCAUCGGGGCCAUUGCCGGCUCUAUCCUGGUCCUUGCAUUAAUUCUAGGGAUUUCUGCAUGGGGAUAUAAAACCUACAGACAGCGGCAGUAUGUUGAAUCAGACGUGCACAGAAGAUUCUGUCGUCCGAUGCCUCCAGGAGAUUAUGUGAAGAAGCCUGGAGAUGCCGAUUCUCUGUACAGUGACAUGCCGCAGGGCGUCAGCUCCAACUCCGGCAGCAGCUCCAAGAAGAGGUCUGCUUACCUGUCUCACCUCCAGAUCAACACCUGCUCUUUCACCCCCUCUAUCCCCUCCAUCAGCCAAAACAUCUCUCUGUUCGGCUUCAGAUCGAAUGGUCUGUCUCACUCCUGGAGUGAAAGAAUCCCAGAUGCCAAGCACAUCUCUGACGUCUGUGAAAAUGGACGACCCAGGAGCAACUCAUGGCAAGGAAACAUCACAGGUACCCGUAAGAAGCUCAAGGGAAAGAAGUUCCGGGCUCGCUCCAACUCCACCGAAACGCUGUCACCGGCCAAAUCACCCACCUCUUCAACAGGCUCCAUUGCCUCCAGCCGGAGAUACCCCUACCCCAUGCCUCCCCUUCCAGACGAGGAGAGGAAGGCCAACAGACAGAGUGCCAGGCUGUGGGAAACGUCAAUAUAAAGAACUCCUGGAAACUGGUCUGCAAAACUCCGUAAGGACUUUCCUCUGCUUUUGUAUGAAUGAGAAAAUGAAAACCAGUGAAAAAACAAAG